Messenger RNA from Cajanus cajan (pigeon pea), 1213 nucleotides. RefSeq lists its product as uncharacterized. The record is from RefSeq and is a predicted model, not a curated record. Lineage: Eukaryota; Viridiplantae; Streptophyta; Magnoliopsida; Fabales; Fabaceae.
ACAAAAACAAAUAUUAAAGUCCAUUUGAUUAAAAUAUAAAUACAUCACUUCAGCCCUGUGCCACAAAGAUGAGGAGUUUGACAUGAAUGCAUUUUGCUUCUGCAACUGCAAUCUAAUUUAAUCAACCCAUCAACCUAAGGUUCAAUAUCUAUAAUCCCUCCCAGCUCAACAGCACAGACAAUCAAAAUGCAUACUGCAGAGAUUGUUUUGUAUGGAUCAACUUUAUGUGUCAUGAUUAGUGUGCAUUUUGCUAUGAAGCUACUCUCAGAGCAUGUUUCGAACUGGAAGAAACCAAAGGAGCAGAAGGCCAUAGUAGUUAUAAUUCUUAUGGCCCCAUUGUAUGCUGUGGACUCCUAUGUUGGUUUGAUAAAUUUCUUUGGAAGUGAAGUUUUUUUCACAUUCUUGGACUCAAUUAAGGAGUGUUACGAGGCUUUGGUGAUUGCUAAGUUCUUGAGUUUGAUGUACAGUUAUUUGGACAUUUCCUUGAGUAAGAACAUAGUUCCAGAUGGGAUCAAGGGAAGAGAGAUUCACCAUUCAUUUCCAAUGACUCUUUUUCAGCCUCAUACUACUCGUCUGGACCAUCACACACUGAAGCUUCUCAAAAACUGGACUUGGCAAUUUGUUGUGAUACGUCCAGUGUGCUCAAUCUUGAUGAUAACUCUACAGUAUUUUGAGAUUUAUCCCAGUUGGGUCAGCUGGACAAAUACAAUCAUUCUAAACAUUUCAGUGUCACUGGCACUAUAUUCUCUUGUUGUUUUCUACCAUGUGUUUGCUAAAGAGCUGGAACCACACCAGCCUCUUGCCAAGUUUUUAUGUAUAAAAGGGAUUGUCUUUUUCUGCUUUUGGCAGGGAAUUGUUCUUGAACUCCUGGCAGCAUUGGGAAUAAUCCGAUCCCGUCAUUCUUGGCUAACCGUGGAACGUAUUGAGGAAGGCUACCAAAACAUUUUGGUUUGUCUUGAAAUGGUUUUCUUCUCUAUAUAUCAGCAAUAUGCAUAUAGUGCUGCACCAUACAAGGGUAAUAACAAAAGUAGUGCACCUUCAGAUAAGAAAACAAAGUGAUUCAAAGGCAUGGAUUACUGAGUGUUACGUCUACCAAUCUAUGUACUUUCAAUAUCACUGUUGCUUCUCGCCUCUCCUCCACUAGACAAUUAGUAAAACAAUUGUGCGGAAAAUGCCAAAGUAUAUUGAAUAAGAUCCAGAUACAUUAAAAUGA